CUUUUUAAAAUGAGAGAAACUUUGUGAGUGAAAGCAGGGGACAGCACAGUCUUUUCUACACAUUUAUCCCAAGACGCACAGGGCGUCACAUGAAGCAAAGACAUGACAGCUACCGAUUCUCAACAGCGCACCCUGACUGGAUGGGCGAGACCACCAGCAAGAUGCAGAAACCCCCUAAACAACAUCAAGUUCUUUGUAUUUUGCCACAGCCUUCUUCAGCUGGCCCAGCUCCUUGUGUCUGGGUACCUGAAAAGCUCCAUCUCCACCAUUGAGAGACGAUAUGGCUUCUCCAGUCAGAAGUCCGGGCUUUUCGCCUCCUUCAAUGAGGUGGGGAACACAGCCCUAAUUGUGUUUGUCAGUUUCUUUGGGAGCCGGAUCCACCGUCCACGGUUCAUUGGGGGAGGGGCACUGAUUGCCAGUCUGGCAGGGGUCCUGAUCGCGCUACCACACUUCCUCACUGGGCCGUAUGAGUUCAGCCACUCCGCCAGCAGCACCCAGAACAACAGCUCAGGUCUUUGCCACACAGAGAGAACAUUCUACACUGAAUCAUCUCACCAGAAUUGUACACAGCAGGAGAGCAAUGCCCAUCAGGAAGUGUUUCCCAUCAUGCUCCUUGGCCAGUUGUUGCUGGGAAUUGGUGGUGUACCUGUACAACCCUUUGGAAUCUCCUACAUAGAUGACUAUGCCAGCAAGAACAAUUCUCCAUUCUACCUUGGCAUUCUCUUUGCCGUAACAGUGAUCGGUCCAGCUGUUGGUUUCAUGCUGGGGUCCUUCAUGCUUCGUUUUUACGUGGACAUUGACAAACCAGGCAAGAUGCCUGAGCUGACAAACGCAGACCCCAGAUGGGUGGGUGCAUGGUGGCUGGGCUUCCUCCUGGCUGCCGGUUUCCUCUUCCUCACCUCGCUGCCCUACUUCUUUUUCCCCAGGAAGAUGCCUAAAGAGGAAACCACAGGGCCCGAGGCAGAGAAUGAGGUCAAAGAGGAAAAACCCAAAUCUGACCCAUUUAAGGAUCUCUCACUUGUUGAGUUCCUCAAAAGUUUUCCCAGCAUAGUGCUGAGAACUCUGAAGAAUCCCAUUUACCUCCUGGUGGUUUUGGCACAGGUCAACCUUGCUGCAAUGGUGGCUGGAUUGGCCACUUUCAUGGCUAAGUUCAUUGAGCGACAGUUCACAAAAACAGCAUCCCUUUCAAACAUGAUCAUAGGUGGUGUGAACAUUCCAGCAGCCACUGUAGGUAUCAUGGCUGGUGGUGCAAUAAUGAAGAGACUGUCAAUGUCUGUGAAGGCGUCAGCCCUGAUGUGCACCAUUGCAGUGCUCCUUUCAGUUGUCUUUGGCCUUCCACUCCUCUUCCUUGGCUGCCCCACACAAGAUAUUGCUGGUGUCUACCCCCUCAGAGAAGAGAUUCCCCAGGCGUGUGGCAAGUGUUCCUGUGAGACUGAGGACUUCAACCCUGUGUGUGGCUCCAACGGAGUGGAGUACAGAUCCCCAUGUCAUGCUGGUUGUAUGGCACAAGCUCUGGACACAGCAGGGAAAGUUCUGAACUACACAGACUGCAGCUGCAUCGGUUCCGUCAGCUUUGCGGUACCAGGAACCUGUGGCAGCAGAUGCUCCCACUUCUUUCUCCCCUUCAUUAUCUUCUCCGCCCUGACCGGUUUGGUGGCAUCCUUCUCACAGACCCCUUCCUUCAUGAUGAUACUGAGGACUGUGAAGCCAGAGGAUAAGUCUUUUGCCAUUGGGGUACAGUACAUGCUCUUCAGAGUGCUGGCCUUUAUGCCAGGCCCAGUGCUGUAUGGGAGCGCUAUUGACACAACAUGCAUUCUGUGGGGGAAAAAGUGCAAAAAGAACACUUCUUGCCAUUACUACAAUCUGGAUCUUUUCAGACGAAGGUUCCUGGGACUCCAAGUGUUCUUCAUCAUUGGUGCAUUCUUCUGCUUCCUGCUAUCCUUCCUCGUGCUCAGAAAAAUGACAGUAAGACAGCAGCAAGCAGGAAAGCCAGAUCACCCAGUUGAGGGGGACAAAAGUGAUGGAAGCAAUAUGUCUAAGAUGCUGCUGAGUAAGGCUAGGGAGGCAGGGCACACUCAGAGCACAGUGUAACAUUACAUUAUAUUACUGGCAUUUAGCAGACGCUCUUAUCCAGAGCAACUUUCGUCAAUU
This is a messenger RNA of Megalops cyprinoides (Indo-Pacific tarpon), 2151 nucleotides long. RefSeq names its product solute carrier organic anion transporter family member 2B1-like. Gene Ontology annotation, biological process: sodium-independent organic anion transport; bile acid and bile salt transport; transmembrane transport. Gene Ontology annotation, molecular function: protein binding; bile acid transmembrane transporter activity. The transcript is spliced from 15 exons. The coding region runs from base 103 to 2091 and encodes 662 amino acids. The record is from RefSeq and is a predicted model, not a curated record. Gene Ontology annotation, cellular component: membrane. NCBI's taxonomy places the organism in Eukaryota, Metazoa, Chordata, Actinopteri, Elopiformes, Megalopidae.